GGAUCGCGCGGAUGGCGGCGCUGGCGGCCCUGGCCAAGAAGGUGUGGAGCGCSCGGCGGCUGCUGGUGCUGCUGCUCACGCCGCUGGCGCUGCUGCCGGUGGUCUUCGCCCUGCCGCCCAAGGAGGGCCGCUGCCUGUUCGUCAUCCUGCUCAUGGCCGUCUACUGGUGCACYGAGGCCCUGCCCCUGUCAGUGACAGCGCUGCUGCCCAUCGUCCUCUUCCCCUUCCUGGGCAUCCUGCCCUCCAGCAAGGUCUGCCCCCAGUACUUCCUCGACACCAACUUCCUCUUYCUCAGCGGUCUCAUCAUGGCCACCGCCAUCGAGGAGUGGAACCUGCACCGGAGGAUCGCCCUCAAGGUCCUGAUGCUCGUGGGAGUCCAGCCGGCCAGGCUCAUUCUGGGGAUGAUGGUGACCACCUCGUUCCUGUCCAUGUGGCUCAGCAACACCGCCUCCACGGCCAUGAUGCUGCCCAUUGCCAGCGCCAUCCUGAAGAGUCUCUUUGGCCAGAAGGAGGCUCAGAAGGAGCUCAGCUGGGAAGGUGAUGAGAACACAGCUGCCRUGCGGAGGAGCGGCCUGCCCGCAGUGCCCACGGAGAUGCGCUUUCUGGCCAGCACCGAAGAAGGCCACCCUGACGAGGUGGAGGCCCCGCAGGAUCUGCCGGCUGACUCCAAGAAGGAGGAGGAAUAUCGCAGGAACAUCUGGAAGGGCUUCCUCAUCUCCAUCCCCUACUCGGCCAGCAUCGGGGGCACCGCCACCCUCACGGGCACAGCCCCCAACCUCAUCCUGCUGGGCCAGCUCAAGAGCUUCUUUCCGCAGUGCGACGUGGUGAAUUUCGGCUCCUGGUUCAUCUUCGCGCUGCCGCUCAUGCUGCUGUUCCUGCUGGCCGGCUGGCUCUGGAUCUCCUUCCUGUAUGGGGGCCUGAGUCUGAGGGGCUGGAGAAACAGGAAAUCCAAGCUGAGAGUGGACGCAGAGGAGAAGGCGCGAGCUGUGAUUCGGGAAGAAUUCCAGAACCUGGGUCCCAUCAAGUUCGCGGAACAGGCCGUUUUCAUCCUGUUCUGCAUGUUCGCCAUCCUCCUCUUCUCCCGGGACCCGAAGUUCAUCCCUGGCUGGGCCAGCCUCUUCCCCGCCGGGUUUGUGUCGGAUGCUGUCACCAGCGUGGCCAUUGUCAUCGUCUUGUUCUUCUUCCCGUCCCAGAGGCCCUCCCUCAAGUGGUGGUUUGACCUCAAAGCUCCCAACACGGACACGGAGCCCCUGCUGACCUGGAGGAAGGCCCAGGAGACGGUGCCCUGGAACGUCAUCCUCCUGCUGGGCGGGGGCUUCGCCAUGGCCAAGGGCUGCGAGGAGUCGGGGCUGUCGGCGUGGAUCGGGGGGCAGCUGCACCCGCUGCAGAACGUGCCCCCGGUGCUGGCCGUGCUGCUCGUCACCGUGGUCAUCGCCUUCUUCACCGAGUUCGCCAGCAACACGGCCACCAUCGUCAUCUUCCUGCCCAUCCUGGCGGAGCUGGCCAUCCGCCUGAGAGUGAACCCGCUGUACCUGAUGAUCCCGGGCACGGUCGGCUGCUCCUACGCCUUCAUGCUCCCCGUCUCCACGCCCCCCAACUCAAUCGCCUUCGCCUCCGGACACCUGCUGGUCAAAGACAUGGUCCGGACAGGUCUCCUGAUGAAUGUGAUGGGCGUCCUGCUGCUCAGCUUGGCCAUGAACACCUGGGCCCAGAGCAUCUUCCAGCUGGGCACCUUCCCAGACUGGGCCCACAGCCACUCAGCCAACAUCACAGAACCACUCACCUUGACCAACGACACAUUUCAGACCCUCUGAGCCUUCCUGGGGGUUUCCCUGUGGGCUGGGCCCUCCCAGAGGACUGUCACUAUCACUUGCUGCUAGGACCCUGCAGGAUGAUCCAGCAGUUCUUUGUUGUCAUCCCGGAUAACCUCCAGUGGUCCACUGGGGCCCACUGGUUCCUCUCUCAUGCGGUUCAAGGCCCCAGACCUCCCAGGUCUGCGCCUGAGGGCAAGCUCUGGGAGCGUUCUGAGGCGGGAUGCAAACAGCCCACUUUAGCCACCUAACAGAUCUAGAAUGGGGUUUGUCCUGUACGCUGGGGCGAGAGGCUCCCAUGCCCUGGAGCGCAGCCAGCCUCCUCCCCAGUGGGCCGCUGGGGGCCUCUCUGGAGAGACAGUCUCCUCUCCGCGGUUCCCAGAGAGGCUUUGGGGCUGCGCAGUUCUAGGCCCGAUGCUUCCUGACUGGGGUUCUGCCCCCUGGGGCCUGGUCUGGGACCGCUGUGUGGCUGCCACCCUGGGACACCCUCCAGUGCCUGGAGACGGGAGGAACGGAGGGGCCUGGGCAGGGUCCCCUUGCUGUUUCUCCCAGCACAGCCGGGKCUGGGGAGCCCAGCCGCCACGGCUCCCAGGAGCUCUGCUUCUCCUCCUGGAAUCCUUCAGUUGGGCCCUCAUCUGGGGUCAGGCCAAGCAGGGGCCCUGCCCUCUCACAGGUGACCAUGGCCCCGCCAGCCAAGACCCUCCUGCAGGUGGCCCACGGGCCUCUGUGGCAGGGGUCAUCACCCAUUUCUUGUCCCAGGAACUGGUUGUCAUCUCCCCUCCCUCCCUGCCCCGCCCCUCCCGGGUGGUGAGUGUGUUCAUUCAGCAAAGAUCGCAUCUGGGUGGGGGAGAGAGUCUAAGGAAUAAUCAGGGCCUCGUGGGUGGCCUGGGGGUGGUCUCAGGCAGGUACCUGGGGAGAGGGACCUUCCAGAGCAGGUGGCGGGGCUGGGCAGGCUUCCCCAGAGGCAGCCCCUGAGCAGCGGGUGCUUGGCCAGCAGACACCCAGGGAGGGCAAGGAGGGAGGUGCAUCGAAGCCGCAGAGGGCGGAACCUCCCGCUUCCCCUUCCUGCUCCCUGAGCAGGCUCCCUGCAGCGCCGGGGACACAGGGCUCCGAGUACACAGCUCAGUGCGUCAGAGGUGUUUCCCCGGGGGCAGGGCGGAGGCCCCUCAGAGCUGCAGACUGGGUUCCACUUCCUUCCUGGGAGCAGUCAGUGUGAACUACAGCUUCAGCCCACUGGGGUUGGGUGGCCCUGAUCCCUAACGUGGGACAGUGAGAGGCUCAUGCACAGAGAAACCCAUGGACUUGUCACCAGAGGAAUCAUGACUCAAAUACUUCUGAUC
Messenger RNA from Urocitellus parryii (Arctic ground squirrel), 3151 nucleotides. It is a transcript of the gene Slc13a3, whose product is annotated as solute carrier family 13 member 3. The record is from RefSeq and is a predicted model, not a curated record. Gene Ontology annotation, biological process: succinate transmembrane transport; citrate transport. Lineage: Eukaryota; Metazoa; Chordata; Mammalia; Rodentia; Sciuridae. Gene Ontology annotation, molecular function: citrate transmembrane transporter activity; sodium:dicarboxylate symporter activity; succinate transmembrane transporter activity. Gene Ontology annotation, cellular component: plasma membrane.